Cladocopium goreaui is the source of this 932-nucleotide messenger RNA. NCBI's taxonomy places the organism in Eukaryota, Dinophyceae, Suessiales, Symbiodiniaceae. The record is from the annotation of a GenBank genome assembly.
CAUAUAAAAACCCAGUAUAUAACGUAGUUCAAGGGGCUCCUGUGUAUUGUUUUUUUCUGCCCUCGGAGCAAUGUAGAGAACUUCACAUGCUCGACAGGUGGCCUUAUGUAACUUAUGUGUAGCCAUGGCCAUAUCAAGACUGAAAAAAUCCCAGGAUCCUGCUUCUCAACCAUUUGGAUGUGAUCCUUCUGAAUCCAAGAACCCAAGUGGGGUCAAUGCUUUAUCAUCAGUUUCCCAAAUGUUCUUUUCAAAAUGGCACCUUUACAAGGUCCUCCCAUGUUAAGUCUCUUCCGUGGUCUAAAACUGCAUGUUGAGGCAGUCUUCCAGGAGAUUGCGGUGGUGUUUUCACCUCAGAACUAUUCCUCCACCCAAGAAGACUUGGACCUUCGUGCCAAACAGGUGGCUUGGCGUAUCAACAGCGGGUCACUUAAGUCCUUGUACCAGAAGAUUAGCGGCGAGGAGGAUUCCCCAAGGGAGAUCAUGGAAAUCAUAGAGGAAGAGACCUCACUGUCGAUCACAGACGAAAACGAGGACGGUAUCUUCAACGAAAAACUUCAGUCCGCAUACCUUUAACGUGCAACGCGGCUGUUCCAAUUGGAGCAGCCAAUGGAACAAGCCUAGGAGGUAGGUACGUGGCAAAGAUCCUUAAAGAGGAUUCAAUUCUUUGCCAUUUGGUCUAUUCUCAAUCCUUUAGGGAUAUUUAUUGCAGGAAGGUGGCUAUCAGUGUGAAACCACACCUUGAUUUCUUGGACCACCAGCACUUGGGUUCAGCAGUGCUGUGUCAACUUGACCCAUUUUGGAUGGACUCCUCAUUGGAAAUCACUCAAAUAUGCUCGAACCCAUAUUACUCUGCAAAAUUCUCUGAGAGAAUUUAUCUUCCAUUGAUUAUCCCAAAUAUUUUUUUAAAUUAAUUAUCGAUAGAUAAUAAAAAA